AGGCGGAGAUCCUGUUCUCCAACGACAUGACGUGUGAGGAUGACGACAAGUGUUCUCCAGGAGCCUGACCAUCCAGAUCCGCACCGACUUGUGUAUUUUCAUAGUGUCCUGAUCUGCUCCGUGGCCAAGGAUGUGUGGUGGGCUGUCUGCCCUGGGCCUGGAACUCCAGCCCCAACAGGACCCUGGUGGUCCUGACGCCCGGCGGCCUAUGCCCGCUGUGACCUGCGCGUCUGUGCCCCACGCCCUGCUCUGCGGCCUGGUGGACACACUCCCACUGGCCAUCUUCCUGCGAGUGUCCUCCCUGCCCAAAACGAUCCUGCUCCUCGUGCUCACCGCGUCCUACAUCCUGGUCCUGGAGCUCAGCGGCUACACCCGGGCCUCGGGGGGCAACGCGGUGUCCGGGCUCAGCUUCGAGCCCAUCAUGGCCAUCCUGCUGUUCUCGUGCACGCUGGCCUUGCACGCCCGGCAGGUGAACAUCAAGCUGCGGCUGGACUACCUCUGGACGGCACAGAGGCAUGGACACCUGCUCCUGGAGAACCACUGUCACCGCAUCAAGAUCCUCGGCGACUGUUAUUACUGCGUGUCCGGCGUCACCCAGCCCAAGACCGACCAUGCCCACUGCUGCAUGGAGAUGGGCCUGGACAUGAUCGAUACCAUCACGUCGGUGGCCGAGGCCACUGAGGUGGACCUGAACGUGCGUGUGGGGCUGCACACCAGCAGGGUCCUCUGCGGGGUCCUCGGCCUGCGCAAAUGGCAGUACGACGUGUGGUCCAACGACGUGACCCUGGCCAACGUCAUGGAGGUCGCCGGCCUGCCCAGGAAGGUCCACAUCACGAGGACGACGCUGGCGUGUUUGAACGGUGACUACGAGGUGGAGGAGGGUCACGGGCACGAGAGGAACAGCUUCCUGAAAGCUCACAACAUUGAAACGUUCUUCAUCGUGCUGUCUCACCGGCGGAAGAUACUCCCAGGGCUCAUCCUGUCCGACAUCAAGGCAGCCAAGAGGAUGAAAUUCAAGACCGUGUGCUACCUGCUGGUUCAGCUCACACAGUGCCGGAAGAUGUUCAAGGCGGAGAUCCCGUUCUCCAACAACAUGACGUGUGAGGAUGACGACAAGCGGAGGGCCUUGAGAACCGCAUCGGAGAAACUCAGAAACCGCUCCUCGUUCUCUGCAAACGUCGUCUACACCACGCCGGGCAUGCACAGGUCCAUCGGCCGCCUCCUGGAAGCGCUCCAGAUGGAGCUGGAGAUGGCAGACCUGGACUUCUUCACCCUGAAGUACAAGCAGGCUGAGCGCGAGCACAAGUACCACCAGCUCCAGGACGAAUAUUUCACCAGUGCCGUUGUGCUGGCGCUCAUCCUCACCGCCCUGUUCGGCCUCGUCUACCUUCUCAUCAUCCCGCAGGAAGUCGAGGCGGUGUGCCCGGCCCUGGGCGCUCCGCUGUGCUCAGUAGCCCCGAGGCCUGGGUCCCAAGACACCGGAUCCCUGGAUGUCACCGUGCGCUGUGGAGACAUGCGGGAGCGGCUAGCGCCCGCUGCAUAUGACCUUCAGAGCCUGACCAUCCAGAUCCGCACCGACUUGUGUAUUUUCAUAGUGUCCGAUCUGCUCCGUGGCCAAGGAUGUGUGGUGGGCUGUCUGCCCUGGGCCUGGAGCUCCAGCCCUAACAGGACCCUGGGGGUCCUGACGCCCGGCGCUGUGCCCGCUGCGCCCUGCGCGUCUGUGCCCCACGCCCUGCUCUGCAGCCUGGUGGACACGCUCCCACUGGCCAUCUUCCUGCGAGUGUCCUCCCUGCCCAAAACGAUCCUGCUCCUCAUGCUCACCGCGUCCUACAUCCUGGUCCUGGAGCUCAGCGGCUACACCUGGGCCUCGGGGGGCAACGCGGUGUCCGGGCUCAGCUUCGAGCCCAUCAUGGCCAUCCUGCUGUUCUCGUGCACGCUGGCCUUGCACGCCCGGCAGGUGGACGUCAAGCUGCGGCUGGACUACCUCUGGACGGCACAGAUCUGAUCAGUCACACGGAGUGCUUGCCGAGUGUUGAACCGGCCUUGCGUCCCGGGGAUAAAUGCCACCUGGUCACGAUCUGAUCAGUCACACGGGAUGUUUGCCGAGUGUUGAACCAGCCUUGCGUCCCGGGGAUAAAUGCCACCUGGUCACGAUCUGAUCAGUCACACGGAGUGUUUGCCGAGUGUUGAACCAGCCUUGCGUCCCGGGGAUAAAGGCCACCUGGUCACACUGGUCUUCUGGGGUAGGGGCCUGCUGUGCUGAUUCUCAGGUGUGUGCUGCUGGGGGAGCUGCCCCGCCCCCUGCCAGGUGCCUGGCUCAGUGGGUGCUGUUUAUCCAGUGAGGCCCCUGCCCAGUCCCAGGCACAGGGUGACACGAGGAGGAACAGCCACACUGGUGGCGGCCAGCUGUUCAGCCCUGGAGUCAGCUCCCGCAGUAACUACCGCAGCUUCCAGGCCACAGGGGCCUGGAUGCUCUGGGGGUGGGGGGGCGCCGAUCCGCCCAGCUCGGGGCCGCCCAGUGGUAGGAGCGUCCUUGCUUUCCUGUACCCUCCUGGCCUCUGCCUGUCCUGGGGGGGAGCGCCGAUCUUGGGCUGUGUCCCCCAGUGCCCUGGGCUCCGGGGCCUGUGACACUAUGAAUGGACCUAAAGUACCACGAUGUAUAAUUUAAAAGCAUCAGAGUAAAUUUUCUGCCGUUAACUUAUCUUUUAUUACAAAUAAAAUUCAUAAGCCAUUAUA
Messenger RNA from Canis lupus familiaris (dog), 2736 nucleotides. Its product is annotated as adenylate cyclase type 1-like. Gene Ontology annotation, biological process: intracellular signal transduction; adenylate cyclase-activating G protein-coupled receptor signaling pathway; cAMP biosynthetic process. The record is from RefSeq and is a predicted model, not a curated record. Lineage: Eukaryota; Metazoa; Chordata; Mammalia; Carnivora; Canidae. Gene Ontology annotation, molecular function: adenylate cyclase activity.